This is a messenger RNA of Racocetra fulgida, 294 nucleotides long. Lineage: Eukaryota; Fungi; Glomeromycota; Glomeromycetes; Diversisporales; Gigasporaceae. The record is from the annotation of a GenBank genome assembly.
AUGUCGGGUGAAGAAGCAAUGCAAGAAUUAGAGGAGGUUUCAGUUGAAUUAAAAGAAAAGGAAGAAAUUGAACUUAUAGAAACAGCGGAAGCUGGUGGUACACAAGACGAUACCGCCCAAGUAACAUUUGUAGAAGGAUUAGUUAAUCUAUGCCAAUUGUUAUUUUCGCCUGUUUUCGUCCAAACAUUUAUACUCACGUUCCUGGCAGAAUGGGGAGAUAGAUCACAAAUUGCAACAAUUGCCAUGGCUGCUGCAAAGGUUUAUGGCAGCAAAGAUCUCAGUAAAAAAAGGUAA